Molecule: messenger RNA, 2720 nt
Organism: Gavialis gangeticus (Gharial)
Lineage: Eukaryota; Metazoa; Chordata; Crocodylia; Gavialidae
Gene: EIF5
Product: eukaryotic translation initiation factor 5
Exons: 12
Coding region: 463-1755 (430 amino acids)
Biological process (GO): formation of cytoplasmic translation initiation complex; formation of translation preinitiation complex; translational initiation
Cellular component (GO): cytosol
Molecular function (GO): eukaryotic initiation factor eIF2 binding; GDP-dissociation inhibitor activity; translation initiation factor activity
Source: RefSeq, a predicted model, not a curated record
CGCCGUUGGCUGAUUGAUCCCAGCUUUGGCGUUGUUCAGUCCGAGCGAGAACAUUCUAGAGGUUGUCCGGCGCCGCCGCUGCCCCUGCUGAUCCCGCCCGCCUCAGGACGCUCGGACCCGGCGGCUGCGGCGCCCGCCUCCGCCUCUCACCGCCCGCCUAUAAGCGCCGCGCCGCCCGGUUCUCCUCACGCACUCGGCUUCGUCGCGGCCCGGGACGAGCAGCGUUGGGUUUAUGUCUUUAUUGGACGAAAACGAGCUGUUGCGCAGCCAUUGGUACCUGUAUUGGGGAAACAUAGCAUACAAGCAAGAACCUUACAGCCUCAGUGGCGAAAAUUUUUUCAUGUCAGAGACCGAGAACUCUUGCAGUCGUUUAUGUCAUCCCGUCUUCUCCAGACAGAAGAUACCAAAAAACUGCAAUCAAAGAUCUCUUCAUCUUAUUGAUAAAGCUACUAAUAAGACAAAAUGUCUGUCAACGUCAACCGCAGCGUUUCAGAUCAGUUCUAUCGCUACAAAAUGCCCCGUCUGAUUGCCAAGGUUGAGGGCAAAGGAAAUGGAAUAAAGACAGUUAUAGUCAACAUGGUUGAUGUUGCAAAGGCGCUUAAUCGGCCUCCAACGUAUCCUACCAAAUUUUUUGGUUGUGAGCUGGGAGCACAGACCCAGUUUGAUGUUAAGAAUGACCGUUACAUUGUCAAUGGAUCUCAUGAGGCGAAUAAGCUGCAAGACAUGUUGGAUGGAUUCAUUAAAAAAUUUGUUCUCUGUCCUGAGUGUGAGAAUCCUGAAACUGAUCUGCAUGUCAAUACUAAGAAACAAACUAUAGGCAACUCUUGCAAAGCCUGUGGCUAUCGAGGCAUGCUUGACACAAACCAUAAACUCUGCACGUUCAUUCUCAAAAACCCACCUGAGAGCUGUGAUGCUGGCACAGGAAAGAAGGAAAAAGAGAAGAAGAAUCGCAAAGGCAAAGAUAAAGAGAAUGGUUCUGUGUCUAGCAAUGAGACACCACCUGCACCCCCACCACCAGAGGAGAUUACUCCUCCACAGUUAGCAGAAGAUGAUGAUGAUGACUGGGGUGAAGACACAACUGAAGAAGCCCAGAGGCGCAGAAUGGAUGAAAUUAGUGAUCAUGCAAAAAACCUCACACUUAGUGAUGACCUGGAAAGAACAGUGGAAGAGCGAGUCAACAUACUAUUUGACUUUGUUAAGAAAAAGAAGGAAGAAGGUGUCAUUGAUGCUUCUGACAAAGACAUUAUAGCAGAAGCAGAGAGACUGGAUGUAAAGGCUAUGGGCCCUCUAGUUUUGACUGAAGUCCUCUUUAAUGAGAAGAUACGGGAACAAAUAAAGAAAUACAGGCGUCACUUCCUACGUUUCUGCCACAACAACAAGAAAGCUCAGAGAUACCUUCUCCAUGGCUUUGAGUGUGUAGUAGCCAUGCAUCAAGCUCAGCUUAUUUCAAAAAUUCCCCAUAUCCUGAAAGAAAUGUAUGAUGCAGAUCUUCUGGAAGAAGAGGUCAUCCUUAGCUGGGCAGAAAAGGCUUCUAAGAAAUACGUCUCUAAAGAGCUUGCCAAAGAGAUACGUGUCAAAGCAGAGCCUUUUAUUAAAUGGCUGAAGGAAGCUGAGGAAGAGUCAUCUGGUAAUGAAGAAGAGGAGGAAGAUGAGAACAUUGAGGUGGUAUACUCUACAACUGCCAGUGUUCCUAAAGUUGAAACUGUGAAGCCUGCAAAUAACAAGGAAGAAGAUAUUGAUAUUGAUGCCAUUUAGUGAUGCAGCCCAGCUUCUAGCGAAUGAUGCAAACGUCUCUGCAUUUUCUGCCAGAAGUGCAACAUGUAUGUGCACAAGCUGAAAUGGCUUAACAUCAUGCUACUCUUUGUACUCAAGUGUGUAUCUUUUUACUGUGACUGGUCAUGUGUAACUAAGCCUAAUACCAAGGAGUCCACACACAGCAGUGAACUGAUGCUAGUUUGCAAAUGGCAUGGGGUUUUUUGUUUUUUGUUUUUUUUUUAACUUGUGUUUGGACACGUACUUGGAGCACACUUAUAGAGUUGUGGAAAUAAAGGAUUUGGUUUUGGUCAGUCUUCACUUCAUGGCUGUGACCUGUUCAUUCCAUCUUGAAGUAAGGCCUGCACAACUUUAAAGUGCUUCUGCUUGCGGACUCUGAAGUGGAGGUUGUACAGCCUCAAGUUCCUGAAGUAAUGAAAGUCUUGAAAAGAAGCAGUGUGUACGUACUAGUCAGCAGGUUUCUUCACAUAACUGACAGAUGAGGUUGAGAGAGAAAAUGGCCCCCUCAGGCAAACACUGUAUUUGGCUAAUGUUCUUCAGGUGCAGAGAGAUCUCUCCUUUUUUUUUCUUUUACUCUAAAAUGGUGCAAACCCACCCCCCCCACCCUUCCAAGGCCUGCUAACUUUGGAAACUUGCCUUCAGAUUUGGAGUGAUGACCCUGUUUAGGGUCUCAAAGUUAACUGCGAGCAAGAAUUCUUCCUGUGGUUCAGCUGCUCUUGCAAUAACUGUCUUUGUCUCUAUUGAGAAAGCAGGCAGUCUUUCAUCUAACAAAAUAGGGUUAAAUUGUUUGGAUCUAGCUUUAAUUUGCUGUAUGGUAACUGCAGGUGUACAAACAGCUUAGGUCUGCAGUUCAGUGAGGGAAGGAUCUUGUGUCAGCUGCAGCUAACUGAUUAUGUACAUACUUCAUCCUGUGCAAAGUGAAAGCUUAAACUGCCAAUUAAUGUGGA